Molecule: messenger RNA, 1434 nt
Organism: Cynara cardunculus var. scolymus (artichoke)
Lineage: Eukaryota; Viridiplantae; Streptophyta; Magnoliopsida; Asterales; Asteraceae
Product: tobamovirus multiplication protein 3-like
Exons: 11
Coding region: 320-1198 (292 amino acids)
Source: RefSeq, a predicted model, not a curated record
UGGAGGACUGAAUCUGUGUCGAUCUUAAAGAAGAGGGUUUAAUCGAGAAAUUGGUGCAAAGAUGCAGCUUCCAAAAUCAAAUAUUCUCCCCCCUCUCCUCCGUUUCAUGUUUGCCGGCUUUCCAAAAUCCCAAAUCCCCCUUCUCCUUCUUUGAUUACAAAGAGAUAAUAAAUUCGAAAAGAACCCCAGAUUUUUCUUUGGAUUCAUCGUAUACUUCAGAAGGGAGAAUAAUAAAUUGGUCCCGUUUAAAAGCGCUUUUUCGUUCUAGAAAGUUUUCGCCGGCCGGUGGUCCAUCCGUCGCCGAACCGUAUAUCUGGCAAUGGGUAGGGCGUUACUGGGCUGGUAUGAUGAUGCAGUGGUGAUUUACGCCCUCAAGGACGCGUAUAGUUGGUGGGAUGAAUUCAACCAUUCCCAUGUUUGGCAGGAUUGGAUUUUUCACGUCCUUGCCGCUCUCUACGGCAUCGUUACCCUUGUCGCACUGGUACAAUUAAUUAGGAUACAACUAAGAGUGCCAGAGUAUGGUUGGACCACCCAGAAGGUCUUCCAUUUCCUCAAUGUCUUGGUUAAUGGGGUUAGAUGUGUAAUCUUUGUAUUCCAUCGUGAUGUCCAACAUUUAAGACCAGAGAUUGUCCAACAUGUGUUGCUUGAUGUGCCAAGUCUUGCAUUUUUCACUACCUAUGCUCUCCUAGUUUUGUUCUGGGCAGAAAUUUACUACCAGGCAAGGGGAGUCUCAACUGAUGGUAUCCGGCCAACAUUCUUUGCAAUUAAUGGAAUCAUUUAUGCAAUUCAGAUAGUUUUGUGGAUUAUAAUUUGGUGGAAGCCUAUCCCUCUUUUGGUGAUCCUCUCCAAGAUCUUCUUUGCAGGGGUGUCCUUGUUUGCAGCCAUGGGUUUUCUUCUUUACGGAGGAAGGCUCUUUUUAAUGUUACAACGCUUCCCUGUUGAAUCAAAAGGCCGGCGAAAGAAGUUGCAGGAGGUCGGCUACGUGACAUCAAUCUGCUUUGCAUGUUUUCUUGUAAGAUGUAUCAUGAUGUGCUUUAACGCAUUCGAUGAAGCUGCUAAUCUAGAUUUGAUGGACCAUCCUGUCUUGAACUUCAUAUACUACUUGUUGGUGGAGAUCCUACCAUCCUCUCUAGUUCUCUUUAUUUUGAGGAAGUUGCCGCCUAAGCAAGUCAUAACACCAUAUCACCCUAUUCAUUGACGACAAAUUUAUCCCUCGACAAUGGAGCAUACAAUGGAGCUGGCUUUUGAUGUAAUCUCAAAAGAAAAGAAAGUAAAAGAAGGCAAGCAAAAUGGUGCGAGAGACUUGAAAAGGGGAACUCUGAAUUGUGAAACAUGUUGAUUUGUAUUUGUUGUUGUUUCUUAAUGAAGUCAUUUACCAUCCAAUUGAAAACAAAUGGGGUUCAAACUUGAUGUUCAUAGAAAACAGGUUUCUUU